Messenger RNA from Linum trigynum, 1530 nucleotides. The record is from the annotation of a GenBank genome assembly. Lineage: Eukaryota; Viridiplantae; Streptophyta; Magnoliopsida; Malpighiales; Linaceae.
CUUAUGCGGAAGUGGAUUUCUCCAAGGCAAAGCAGCUUCAUCCCAGGACGACAAACGACAGACAAUAUCAUCGUGGUCCAAGAGAUUCUGCACUCUCUCAGGAAGUGAAAAGGGCGAAGAGGUGGAGUGGUGAUAAAGAUUGACCUGGAGAAGGCGUACGACAGACUUCGAUGGGACUUUCUCCGAGACACCUUGAUAGAGAUCGGUCUUCCCAGCUCCUGGAUCAACUGCAUCAUGUUCUGUGUUGAAAAGAAUAAGAUGCGCAUAGCCUGGAAUGGAGAGCUCUCAGAUGCUCUCACCCCCAUCAGAGGUGUUCGGCAGAGAGAUCCUCUUUCCCCCUAUCUCUUUGUUUUGUGCAUGGAACGUCUUUCUCAUAGAAUUGGUCAGGCCAUCUAGGAGAAACGAUGGAAACCCUUGACGCUCUCCCCCGGUGGCCCAAAACUCUCCCAUCUUUUUUUUUUUUGCAGAUGAUCUGAUGCUCUUUGCGGAGGCGGGGCUUGGUUAGAUAGCAACUAUUAAGGAGUGCAUGGAGGAGUUUUGUUCUAGCUCGGGACAGCGAGUGAACCUUCAGAAAUCACUGAUCUUUGUCUCCCCUAAUGUGCCGAGAAACACCACUGCUGCCUACAACAACCGGGCAGAGAUUCCUCUCACCUCAGAUAUAGGGAGAUACCUGGGUGUCAUGGCCAUUAAUUCUAGAGUCACCAAAGACCGAUAUAGAGAGCUAAUCCUGAAGGUUCAGAAGAAGCUCUCAUCCUGGAAAGCUAAGAAACUCUCUCUUGCUGCUCGUUUAACUGUUGUACGUUCAGUGUCUACCUCCAUCCCUGUUUAUUCCAUGCAGAUAGAGAUGUUCCCAUCCUCAGUAUGCAAGGAGAUUGACAAGUUCAACAGGAAUUUCCUUUGGGGCGACACAAAGGACAAAAAACACUCUCACCUCGUGGGAUGGAAGAAGCUCCUCGAACAGAAAGAGAAUGGAGGAGCUGGUCUUCGUUCGCUAAGACACUCAAAUACAACGCUCCUGGAAAAAAGCGGAUGGAGGGUUCUGCAAGAGAAAGAUACUUUGUGGACUCAAGUCGUGCGGGGGAAGUACGGACGGAAUAGAGAAGGACUCUCAAUUCUCGAGGGCAAACAUGGAAGUUCCUUCACAUGGAAAAGCAUAACCAAAGCUAAUCCUAUUCUCCGAAAAGGAUGUGCUUGGAACAUUUCAAAUGGGAAAAACACCAAGUUCUGGACUGACAUUUGGGCUUUGCAGGUACCACUGAAGGAUGUUGCAGUGUCGCCGAUCUCGGAGAUGGAGGCUCAGAAACCAGUAGCUGCUUACAUGAAUGACGACGGCCAAUGGCUGGUGGAGCUCUUCCAACAAUGGCUACCAACGAAUGUCAUGGAUAAGAUCACGACGAUAGCUACAGAUCUGCUCUCUACUGAAGAAGACAGAUUAUGCUGGCAGCCCACCUCUACCGGGGAUUUCACAGCUAAAUCUGCUUACCGGAUUUGUUGAGGAUAUUAAUUAUGUAGUAAAAAAUAAUUAAUUCC